Messenger RNA from Patiria miniata (bat star), 1878 nucleotides. RefSeq names its product toll-like receptor Tollo. The record is from RefSeq and is a predicted model, not a curated record. Lineage: Eukaryota; Metazoa; Echinodermata; Asteroidea; Valvatida; Asterinidae. Gene Ontology annotation, biological process: immune response; toll-like receptor signaling pathway; inflammatory response. The coding region runs from base 1 to 1878 and encodes 625 amino acids. Gene Ontology annotation, cellular component: membrane. The transcript has a single exon. Gene Ontology annotation, molecular function: protein binding; transmembrane signaling receptor activity.
AUGGCAUCCCUUGUUGUUAGUUUGUUGAUUCUGGUCUGGUUCCUAGAACCAUCGACUCUGGGUUCCGCUUCACCGCUAGACCAUCAAUCCCUAUGCGACAUUGACGCGUGUGAGUGCGAGUUUGAAUACAACCAAACCGCCGUGACUUGCAAGGUGCUCUAUGCCGGCUUUGACUUCACCAACUUACGGAGUGUGAGCCAAGUUCCAUCAGGUCCAUGGACUCUCAAGUUCCAGGCAGCGCUCUAUAACGGAUUUGGCACGCCGAGCGCGAACGGUUCUUGGUAUCCCCUUGCCAUACCAAGCACCGUGUUCCCCUCACUGGAUGAAGCAUCACUUCCCAAGUUCAAGUUGGUCAUUGAAGGGGUCAACUUGAUAUCAGUGGCAAACGGAGCCUUUUCUGGCCUGGCUUUGGACAGUGUUGAGUUCAGUGAUGUCCGGAUGACCGAUUUACCCUUAGAUAGUUUCUUGGAUCAGAGCGCGUCGUUGAAACGCAUCCGCGUCUUCAAAGUGCUCCAGCUCAAUGAUACUUCAAUAAGACCUCCAAUGUUUCACUCUUUCCAAGCUCUCGAGGAAAUCGAAAUCGACCACGUGCAAUUGCCUUUCCAGUAUCUCCGCAAUCACUCUUUCUACAACUUGCCAUCCCUGAAUUACGUUCGUCUCAUCUAUUCACCGCUAGCAGCAAUAUCGCCGAACGCAUUCGAUGGCGUCCCAAACUUGGCGUUCCUAGAGUUAAGCAAUUGCGAACUCCAACGUGUACCCACUGCCCUACUGAGCAAGCUGGACAAUUUGACUCUGCUGAAUCUCGCCUGGAACAACAUCAAAAAUGUAGGCCCAGCUGACGUGGAAGCCGUGAAGCAAGCACCGUCACUCUUUACGUUUAUCGUGAUAGAGAAUCCUUUCAGUUGUACAUGCGAGCUGCUUGAAUUUGUGAAUCUGCUUAACGAUGAUAUUAUUCUGGAUUUCAUGGGAUGGUAUGGCUACCUGUACGAUGCCAGCCGUGAUGCAUUUGGUAUCGGUAAGCCGCGGCCUGGAUACCACUGCGCUAGCCCCGUACAGACUUUCGGAAAGUCCCUUCUGGAUUUCAGUCUUGUGGAAUACUUGAAAUCCAACUGUGACUUAAGAAGCACAGCACAACCCGUAAAUAAUGUAUCGCCUCCUAGACAGGAUUUCGUAGACUCCUCUACAGUCAAACGAUUGGCUGUGUCCAUCAUUUCCGCUCUUGUGGCGUUAGGUAUCGUAGUUGUAGCAGUGGCGGUUAUAUUGCACAGAAAGAUAAAGAUAAGAUGGGUAGGGUUGUUUAGACGAUAUGAGCGUCAAUAUGACGUCUUGAAUGAAGUCAAUCAUGAGGAAUACACAUAUGACGCUUACAUCUGUCAUCAUGAAGAUAUGGACAUAUUUAUCGCUGAAAAGAUGAUUCCACGCCUGGAGGAGGAGCCUAAUAACUUCCGGCUGUGUCUGUCGUUUAGAGAUUUCCUCGUUGGUGCAGACAAGCUGGACAACGUGGCGACUGCAAUGGCGAAUAGCCGCCUAGUGAUCGCUCUCCUGGAUGCCAAUUUCAUCGCCAGUGGCCAGUGUAUGCUUGAAUUGAACAUGGCGUGUUCACGCAUGCUGGAGGCCGGCGUAGGCGCCUAUCCAGCCGCAGCCGAGGCCAUCCCUCCACAUGCUCCAGCCCAGGGCACGACUAGUCUUCUGCUUGUGUUGCUUGACGCACUUCCAGUAGACGCAUUACCAGGCACCGUGGCGGCGCUUCGGGACAAGAUCACGUGUCUCGAAUGGAAGGAGAAUGAAGAAGAGAGAUGCUGGCAGCAGUUAUCAACCUCGAUCCAAGCCGUGCGACCCCAGGCAAUUCAGCAAGUGGACAUUGCGGAAAACACCUAA